AAUAGGUAGGAUUACAUGAAGACUAGAGGACACUGCUAAUUGCAGUCGAAAAGUUUCCAUAUGAAAUAAAUUCGUCUGCAUAUAGCAGUAGCCGCUAUAUGCAGUCGGACUUUUUUCAAAAAACUGCAUUUAACCAUAACCGCUAUACGCAGAUUAGUUUUUUUUUCAUGUUUGACUGUAUAUAUUCACUGCUGCUAUAUGCAGUCGAAAAAUAAACAACAUAUUGAAUUGGAUUUAUUUAUAUGUGGAAUGCAAUCACAUUUCGGUCGCAGAACAAUUUAACGUUUAUGUUUAAUUUUUCAUUGCAUUUUUAGCUCUGAGGAAGUGAAGGCGCGCACGCUGAACUUUUCCGGAGCUAAAAAAUUUCGACUGCAUUUAACAGCAGAAGCUAUAUGCAGUCGAAAAAUAUUAAUAUAAUAAAUAAAAGGUUAAAAUUUCGGCUGCAUGUAGCACCAGCAGCUAUAUGCAGACAAAAGACGAAAACUUAAAACUCAACUGCAUAGCGGUUACGGUUAAAUGCAGUUGUAUGAAAAAAUUCCACUGUAUAUAGCGGGUGUCGCUAUAUGCAGUCUUUUCGACUGCAUAUAUAAACGGCCAAGACUAGAUCAUUGGGGAAUUAUAUUCAUAAAUAUUUUCGCCAGAUAGUCAAUUUGAAAGCAUUGAAUGUUUCCACGGGAUAAACAAAAUGCAGUGUAUUCUCUUUGCUUGUGGCUAACUUCACAUCGUUUAUCAUGCAACAGUGUAUGACAUGAACUGUCAGUAUUUUUGCAUAUAAAAAAAAAUUAUGGAAUUGCAUUCAAUGAUGAAUGAAAGACAAGAAAACGCAACAACGAUGGCUGAUUUUCAUGGUAUCCGGAUAGAUCCAGAGAUUUGUAAUGCUUUCUCUGAUUCCAAACCAUCAAAUGCUGAUAUAAAGUGCAUUCAUAAAUUUCUCAAAGGAAAUGACAUUUUACUCCAAACGAAAUCAGAACUGGGCCCAUCUCGUAUGGUCAUUCUAUCAAGUAUGCAACAAUUUCAACAAAUGCAAAGUUAUACUUAUAUAUUGGUCAUUUGCACUAACGAACUGGGUGAAAAGAUCUACAAUGAACUUGAAAAUUUCAACUUUGCAUCCUUGAGAAUCGGUUUACUCGGCAAACCAUCAAUUGGAAAUGACGAAGAGAUGCUUCAGGAACCUACACCGCAUAUUAUCAUUGGUACCCCAGCUCGUAUUUCUGCACUCAUUUUUGACAAAGAACACAUGUUGAAUGAUACAAUUAACAUAAUUGUUUUUGACAGCGAGAUUAUGGUUAACAACUUGGAUCAUUUGGUUUCGAUCAGUUACAUUAUGGAAAAACAGAAGAAAAAAAAAGUCAUGAUGUUUUCGAAUGAAACAUGCAGAGUCGCGCGUCAUUGGUUCGAGAAGUGGGUGGAAAAACCAAUUGAAGUGUUUGAUGAUGCCAUUACAAAACUGAAUAUCAAUGGUUUGCAGCAUUACUAUGUUGUAUUGGAUGAGAUGCAAAAGAUCGAGACGUUGACAGAAUUUUUGAAUAUACUUCAGAUCAAAUCACUCAUUUUCGUUGAGUCAAUGGAAAAGGGUCACAAAUUGAAAGAUAACUUAUCUGUUCUUGGCAUUGAAGGCGUUUCAACUGAUGAAAAAGAAUUUCCUAAUGAAAAGUCUGUGUUGAUAACAACUGAUUCCAUUGCCCCCAAACUAAAAAACAUUCAAGUGGUCAAAACAAUAUUCAACUUUGAACGGGUCGAACAUUGCGAUGAUUAUGUGGAUCGUUUAAACUGUGUUGUCGGUCAAAAUAAUGCAAAAAUCGUUACAUUUGUUUCAUCUGAAAAUGAUGCUGUUUUGAAGGAGUUCGAAAGACGAUUCGGUGCUAACAUAAGAACUGUGACUCCACAAACAAUUUUAUCUCGUUUUGAUCGGUAUAAAAUGUAUCAAUCAAUGUGUUUGCUCUUUAACAUCCUUAUUUUUCGGGCUAUUGCGCAGUUUCUACUGGAUCUUAUUCAACCCGUGUACCAAAAAAUAAAAGCAAUUAAAAAAAAUUAACGACAUAUUUAGCAUUUCAUAUAGUUGGAGAAAACAAACGACUGAAUAAAAUCAAAAUCAAUUCUUGAA
Sitodiplosis mosellana (orange wheat blossom midge) is the source of this 2104-nucleotide messenger RNA. RefSeq names its product ATP-dependent RNA helicase WM6-like. The coding region runs from base 785 to 2035 and encodes 416 amino acids. The transcript has 10 exons. The record is from RefSeq and is a predicted model, not a curated record. Gene Ontology annotation, molecular function: nucleic acid binding; ATP binding. NCBI's taxonomy places the organism in Eukaryota, Metazoa, Arthropoda, Insecta, Diptera, Cecidomyiidae.